Messenger RNA from Vigna unguiculata (cowpea), 1841 nucleotides. Its product is annotated as diacylglycerol kinase 4-like. Gene Ontology annotation, biological process: phospholipase C-activating G protein-coupled receptor signaling pathway. Gene Ontology annotation, molecular function: ATP-dependent diacylglycerol kinase activity. The record is from RefSeq and is a predicted model, not a curated record. NCBI's taxonomy places the organism in Eukaryota, Viridiplantae, Streptophyta, Magnoliopsida, Fabales, Fabaceae. Gene Ontology annotation, cellular component: membrane.
CGCAAAGACAAAAAGAACGACAACAUUUCUAACAAGAAAAAGCUUCAUUUUACGUUCUUUUUGGCAUAGGGCGAUGACGAUCACCACACCAUCACGAAACGUUUCCAUUUCUUGCCGUUAGAAGAUCUCAAGAUCAUAUGCAACAUUAUUCAUCAAAUGCAGGAAAUAAAUUAGCGAAUGCAGCAGAUCCAAUAGUUUGUUUGUUUCUUCUGACAUUGGAUCGAAGCGAAAACGAUGGAUUCACUAUCGUCAUCGUCAUCGGCAAUUGUGGAGUCCUUGCGGGGCUGUGGCAUUUCGAGUAGCGCUCGCUUGGGUAAAGAGGAGCUGAGGAAAAAGUUUACGAUGCCACAAUACCUUCGGUUGGCGAUGCGGGAUUCCAUCAGGUACAACGACGCAGCCGCCGGGGAGAGUCGUCGCGUUGGUGGCGACGAUGACUCCGACGAAGCGGCACCGUUGGUGCCGAUCGUGGUUUUCAUCAACCCUCGCAGUGGUGGUCGCUGCGGCCCCUUACUCAAGGAGAGACUCCAACAUCUCAUCAGUGAAGAGCAGGUUUUAGACAUCUUAGAAGUGAAGCCUCAUGAGUUUAUCCGGUAUGGGUUAGGUUGCCUGGAGAUGCUGGCUGCCCUUGGAGAUUCAUGUGCUGACGAAACUCGUGAAAGAUUGAGGAUUAUGGUAGCCGGAGGAGAUGGUAGUGUUGGGUGGGUAUUAGGAUGUCUCUCAGAACUUCACGCACAAGGUCGGGUGCCGGUUCCUCCGGUAGGGAUCAUACCUCUUGGUACCGGGAAUGACCUGUCUAGGAGUUUUGGUUGGGGUGGUUCCUUUCCUUUUUCAUGGAAGGCAGCUAUUAAGAGAAGUCUUAACAAAGCUACUGUUGCUCCACUUUGUCUUUUGGAUAGCUGGCGAUUUUCUAUUUCAAUGCCAGAAGGCACAGUGAUAGAACCACCACAUUGUUUGAAGCAUACAACAGAGUUCACAUUUGAUGAGGAUUUAGAAAUUGAGGGAGAAUUGUCCGAAAAUAUUAUAUAUUACGAAGGCGUGUUCUACAAUUACUUCAGUAUAGGAAUGGAUGCCCAAGUGGCUUAUGGUUUUCAUAAUUUACGAAAUGAAAAACCUUACCUUGCACAAGGUCCAAUUGCAAAUAAGAUUAUAUACUCUGGUUACUCAUGUACUCAAGGAUGGUUCUUCACACCAUGCACUAGUGAUCCAAAAUUAAGGGGACUAAAAAACAUUUUGCGGAUGCAUGUCAAAAAGAUCAAUAGCUCAGAGUGGGAGCAGGUUCUAGUUCCAACAAGUGUAAGGGCAAUAGUUGCUCUAAAUCUCCAUAGUUAUGGAAGUGGGAGAAAUCCAUGGGGUAAUCUCACACCAGAGUAUUUAGAAAAGAGAGGUUUCGUAGAAGCAAAAGUUGAUGAUGGACUUCUAGAAAUAUUUGGUCUGAAACAAGGAUGGCAUGCAUCAUUUGUGAUGGUUGAAUUGAUUUCUGCAAAGCAUAUAGCACAGGCUUCAGCAAUUCGGUUGGAAGUGAGAGGAGGAGAAUGGAAAGAUGCAUUCAUGCAAAUGGAUGGAGAGCCAUGGAAACAACCUAUGAGCAAAGACUUCUCAACAUUUGUAGAAAUUAAGAGAGAACCUUUUCAAUCACUCAUGCUUAGUGGAGACUAAACCUUCCUCUCUUUUUUCUUUUUCAUAAUAAUUAGGUUUCUGUACAUUAGUAACCACAAACAAUAUACCCACAUAAGUGUUUUAGGUUUCAGAGCAAAAUCAUGGAACAAAUGAAGAUUUCAACACUCAUGGUUUGGGUGGAUUUUAAAACCAUGCUCAUCACCAAUCAUGUAAUUAUUUUUUUA